AAAGGUUCACACCUGGCAGACAGCAUCACUAUCAAUCCACACAAGAUGUUAGGAGUACCUCUGCAGUGUUCAUUCCUGUUGGCACCAGAUGCGCGGAGAUUCCAGCGAGCAGAUAGCUUGACUGCUGCGUAUCUCUUUCAUCCUGGCAAUGAAGGCUAUGACUUGGGUGACUCAACGGUGGGAUGUGGUCGACGGCCGGAUGCAGUCAAGAUGUUUCUCUCGUGGAACUGGUACGGUCGGAGUGGAUAUGAACAGCGCGUGAAUCGUGCGUAUGAGAAUGCUGCGUUAUUGGCAGGCAAGAUUGCAGCGAAUCCUCGCUUUACGCUUGUGUCAGAGAACCCUCCACCGUGCUUACAAGUAUGUUUCUACUUCCAUGCGGAUGAAGAGGCAGAGAGAACAGAUAGACAGGGCCGGUUCCUGGUGGACUUUGCGCCUGGCCCCCAUGGUGAGUUCUUCAGAGCUGUGCUCAACUCACCGAAUCAGAAGGAGGAGACCCUAGAUGAGCUGGUUCUAGCAUAGAACAACUGGGAUCGCAGUAGUGUAUAUAUACUGGUCCUGUAGCAAUACGGCUUGAAGUUGAGUCGCCUUCUGGAUCCUGUCACUGUUUUGACGAUGAAGCCACCCAAAAAGCACCAACAGCUCACAACACACCAAGACGAUGACUGCUCCGGCGUAGCUAUCUCCCUAAGCAACAAGAGACACAUCCAGCGCCAUGUCGCGCAACGUGCAUAACCUCUCUACGCGCGAACGCAUCAUCCGCUCCUUGUUUAGCGAACGCGC
This is a messenger RNA of Protomyces lactucae-debilis, 780 nucleotides long. RefSeq names its product pyridoxal phosphate-dependent transferase. The transcript has a single exon. The record is from RefSeq and is a predicted model, not a curated record. Bases 46 to 519 code for a protein of 157 amino acids. Gene Ontology annotation, molecular function: pyridoxal phosphate binding; carboxy-lyase activity. Gene Ontology annotation, biological process: carboxylic acid metabolic process. NCBI's taxonomy places the organism in Eukaryota, Fungi, Ascomycota, Taphrinomycetes, Taphrinales, Protomycetaceae. Gene Ontology annotation, cellular component: cytoplasm.